CGGCGGCCGCGCAGGCGCGGGGCGGGCGGGCGCUGUCAGCGGGGCCCGCGCUCGCUCCGGCCCGGCCAUGUCGUACGGGCCGCUGGACCCGCGCGGCCCCGGGGCGCCGCCGCCGCCGCCCCGGGACUUCGGCGGCAUCAUCCAGACAUGCAGCGGCAACGUGCAGCGCAUUGCGCAGUACACUGCUCAAAUAAAGAAUUUAAUGAGCCAGCUGGGAACCAAGCAGGAUUCCAGCAAGCUUCAGGAAAAUUUACAACAGCUGCAGCACUCUGCAAACCGCCUCGCCAAAGAGACCAAUGAAUAUCUGAAGGAGCUGGGCUCUCUGCCCCUUCCCCUGUCUGCUUCUGAGCAGCGCCAACAGAGGCUUCAGAAAGAACGAUUAAUGAAUGACUUCUCCACAGCCUUAAACAAUUUCCAGGCAGUACAGAGGCGAGUGUCAGAGAAGGAAAAAGAGACUGUAGCAAGGGCAAGAGCUGGCUCUCGUAUUUCUGCUGAUGAGCGGUUCAGAGAAGAACAGCUUGUUUCCUUUGAUAGUGGUGAAGAUUGGAAUCAGAUGCAAUCUCAGGAAGAAGAUGUGGCAAUAACUGAACAGGACCUUGAACUCAUUAAAGAAAGAGAAACUGCAAUCAGGCAAUUAGAGGCAGACAUUUUGGAUGUCAAUCAGAUAUUUAAGGAUUUAGCCAUGAUGAUUCAUGACCAAGGAGAUAUGAUUGAUAGCAUAGAGGCAAAUGUGGAAAGUGCAGAAGUCCAUGUGGAAAGAGCCAGUGAGCAGUUACAGAGAGCUGCCUAUUAUCAGAAGAAAUCCCGUAAGAAGAUCUGUAUCCUGAUUCUUGGCCUUGCUGUGGUCUGUAUAAUCAUAGGACUCAUUAUCUGGAAGACAACAUGAAAUCUUCCGUGGAACCCAGUCUCACAGCUGAGAUUUUUUCUGCCAGAGCAAACAGGCUGACUAGUCUCGGAGAUGAAUUGACCACCCUGAGAGAGCACAAGUUGGAACUACUUCUAAUAAUAGAUAUUAGCAACUAAUGUGCAGAUAACUAGUAUAUGGAAUUAGUGAACCAUGGAGACAGUAUUUAUCAGUUUAUAUACAAAUUAUAUUGUUUUAUGUAACUAAAAUCUCGUGGUUUUGCUUUCUGUAAUGUGUUCUUCCCUGUCCCAGCUGUAUGCUGAAGUGUGAUCAAUAAUUGGAGAUGUCCUGUUUUUGACAAGUCAUACAACUUCAACUUUUUGUAUGUGUAGGUAACUUUGUUGGACUGGAAUGAGAAUGACAUUCAAAGACAGCCCACCACCAAGUCACAUUAUGUAAAUCCAGCAGUUUCUAAAGUCUCCAGUAUCUGCCCCAUGGUUUUAUUGUCUCCAAGUGGCUGUGGUUCUAGAUUCUCUUGAAGGAUGAAGGAUGUUGUCACAGAUUUGAGAGGCAAGGAGGGUAUGUGUGGAUGAUGAUUUGAACCUCUACAUGCUGGUCAGUUUAGCCUUGAGACUCAUAACAGUGAGUUUAAUUUUUUUUGGGGUGUGGUUGGGGUUGUUUUUUCACAAAAUGCAUCACUUGAGGACUGAACGUUCUUUGACUUAGAAUCUAACAGUGCAAUCUCCUUAGACAAACUAGCUGGUCACUUGCUAGUGGACAAGUAAAUCUCUUCCAAUGCUGACUCAAGCACUAAUUAUAAAAGGUUUAGCUGCUCACUCCCAACUGUUUUUAGAAGCUUCCAGGGGGAAAAACACUUAAAAAUGAGGAAGUGGGCACCUAAGUUUACAAGCUAGUAAGAUUAGUGAAGAGUGUUAGCAGAAAUCUUGAUUCUGAAGAAGUGCUCUUGAAGCUCACUUGUGGUGUUCUAGUUAAUAAUAUGUGUGGCUUGUGAACAUUCGGUAUUUUCAAUUCUUUAUGAAAUAGAAAGUGCAGAAACUGGCUGAGUGAAGUGCUGGGAUUUUCAGACUGGGGAUGUGUGUGCAAAUGAAAAGGAUUGCUGGUUCCAGCUCCUAGGGUUGAGCAGAACAAGCAGCCACUCCCCACUUCAAUGUAGCUCUGAACUGACGUGCACUGAGGGAACAGUAAUCUGUCCAAAGCCCAGUGGGGGUGGUAAAAGCAGCAUACUGACCCAUUUUGUAUUUAAUCCUUCUUCCAUGUCUCGUCUAUAAUAAAGUAAACGUGAAAGCUGGGAAGGGAGUGUUCUCCCAAUUGCACAGUGGUUUGCACUAUUGCGCCGUCAUUCCAUCUAAUAAUCAUCAAUAAACACUUUUAAAAGCCUC
This is a messenger RNA of Motacilla alba alba, 2244 nucleotides long. RefSeq names its product syntaxin 12 (gene STX12). Gene Ontology annotation, molecular function: SNAP receptor activity; SNARE binding. The transcript has 9 exons. The coding region runs from base 68 to 886 and encodes 272 amino acids. Gene Ontology annotation, cellular component: endomembrane system; synaptic vesicle; synaptic vesicle membrane. Lineage: Eukaryota; Metazoa; Chordata; Aves; Passeriformes; Motacillidae. The record is from RefSeq and is a predicted model, not a curated record. Gene Ontology annotation, biological process: intracellular protein transport; vesicle-mediated transport; vesicle fusion.